AUGGCAUUCAUAGUUGAACUUUGGGAGUCUAUUUUCACUCCAGGAACCACUCCUGCGCUUUUGAAAGCUACACAUGCCUCAUUCAUUCUCCUUCUUUUGUCACUUUUAUCUUUGAUCUACUACACUCGAUCAAUUCACUUCGUCAACCUCUUUGUGAUUGCUGGUUUCUUGUAUGGGUCAGUGAUUUGGUUUGUUAACGAACUCAAACACACUAAGCUCCAGAACAACGAGGAAUUGUUGGAAGAGCAGAAGAAGGAGGAAACGAAAGAGGAGGAGAAGAAGGAGGAAGACAAGGUAGAGGUGGUGACCGAGAAGCCGGCUGGAAUCAGUACCGGUACCCAGCACAAGUCUCCAAUAAAGAAGAGAAAGGCAUAA
Messenger RNA from Sungouiella intermedia, 375 nucleotides. The record is from the annotation of a GenBank genome assembly. Lineage: Eukaryota; Fungi; Ascomycota; Pichiomycetes; Serinales; Metschnikowiaceae.